CUGACUUAUUAUGCUGGUUGUUUGAAAUGCAGAGCAGGAACACUGUAUUACACAGUGGUGCCUGUUCCCUUCUGAAUGUGGAUUGUUUUGGAUUUUAACCUCUCUAGCCAUCUGUUUGUUAAAGAGAAAUGGAUUGGACUGAUCCCAUUGGGAUAUGCCUGGCAUUGGUCAUGACUCUUCUGUUUAUCAUGAAAAUUGGGAGGUUCUGGAGCAGCAGCAGUAGCAGCAAGGACAUCCCUCCAGGACCAAGGCCCUUACCCAUCAUUGGAAACCUGCACAUUAUAGACCUGAAGAGACCCUACCGGACUCUCCUUGAGCUGUCAAAAACUUAUGGCCCAGUCGUCAACAUUCAUAUGGGAAUCAAGAAGAUGGUGGUGCUCUCAGGUUACGAGACAGUGAAGGAAGCUCUGGUGAACCAGGCAGAUGCAUUUGCAGAGAGACCUAAAAUCCCAGUAUUUGAAGGUUCUUCCAAAGGAAAAGGUAUUAUUUUUUCACAUGGCCAAAACUGGAAGGUGAUGCGAAGAUUUGCCCUCUCAACCUUACGGGACUUAGGAAUGGGCAAGAGAGCCACUGAGGAUUACAUUGUUGAAGAGUGUGGAUAUCUGAUAGAAAAGUUUGAAUCUCAGAAAGGAAAGCCCUUUGACCCCAUUAUGAUAAUGAAUGGAGCAGUGGGUAAUAUCAUCGUAUCCCUAGUACUUGGAGAGAGAUUUGGCUAUGAAGAUCCCCAAUUCGUUAAACUCCUACAUUUGAUCAAUGAAAAUGUGCGGGUUUGUGGAAGUCCGUCAGUUAUGAUUUAUAAUCUAUUCCCAGCCCUUGGAUUUCUCCUGAAGGGCCACAAGGUUGUUCUUCGAAACAGCGAUGAACUACAUGCGUUUUCACAGGUUACGUUUAUAGAACAUCUCAGAAAACUGGACAGAAAUGACCAGCGCAGUCUUAUUGAUGCUUUCCUCAUAAGACAGCAGGAGGAAGAAAAUGACACAAAUAGUUAUUUCCAAGAUGGCAAUCUGAAAGCCCUCAUAACCAACUUGUUUACUGCUGGCUUGGAGACCACUUCCACCACGCUGAGCUGGGGCUUUCUGCUAAUGAUGAAGUACCCUGAAAUUCAGCAAAAAGUCCAGGAGGAGAUCGAGAGAGUCCUAGGAUCAAACCCUCCACGUAUAGAACAUCGAAGUAAGAUGCCCUACGCAGAUGCAGUUGUUCAUGAAAUUCAGAGGUUUGCUAACAUCCUGCCAAUGGACUUGCCUCAUGAGACUACAAUGGAUGUAACUUUAAAGGGCUACUUUAUCCCAAAGGGAACUUACAUCAUCCCCCUGCUGACCUCUGUGUUGCAAGACAAAUCUCAGUGGGAGAAGCCAGGUGCUUUCUAUCCUGAGCAUUUUCUUGAUGCUGAAGGAAAGUUUGUGAAGAAGGAGGCCUUCAUGCCUUUUUCAGCAGGUCGGAGGAUCUGCGUAGGCGAGACUCUUGCCAAAAUGGAGCUCUUCCUCUUCUUCACAAGCCUCCUGCAGAGGUUCACGUUCCAGCCUGCCCCUGGCGUUUCCCCCUCAGACCUGGACCUCACCCCUGCAGUCGGGUUUACCACACCCCCAAUGCCCCAUCAGAUCUGUGCAGUGCCCCGGUCCUAGGGUUCGCAAAUCCCCUUUCUUCCCGUGUGUGUUCUGUGCUGCAGCUCUGAGGAUACAGUGAGAUUCACGCUCUGCACCUUUGGAGGUUGUUGCGCUCUGCGUGGAUGAUUUCCAUCUUGGCAGCAAGGUCCUAGGAGGAGUAAGGAUGGUAGAAGAAGAAGGCAGGGGGGGAUUGCAGCACCAUGUAGUCUCUGCUGAUGUUGAUUUUACCGAUCCCACACUGAAAGCAGGAUUUCUUGCUUUCUCUACCUUGUGAUGUUAAAAAUAGGUUAAGCAACAUGUAUGCAAAACACCCCCUUUCUCUUAUGAAUAGGGAUCCACUGGAAUUGCAAUUGUGCAAUUUGUGUGAAAACCAUGAAUUCAGGCAGGUUCUGUGAAAAAGUGCAGGCUCUGUGCUUCUGGUGGGCUUGCUUGAAAAAAAAAAA
Molecule: messenger RNA, 2047 nt
Organism: Alligator sinensis (Chinese alligator)
Lineage: Eukaryota; Metazoa; Chordata; Crocodylia; Alligatoridae
Product: cytochrome P450 2K6-like
Exons: 10
Coding region: 129-1622 (497 amino acids)
Biological process (GO): xenobiotic metabolic process
Cellular component (GO): cytoplasm; intracellular membrane-bounded organelle
Molecular function (GO): iron ion binding; heme binding; oxidoreductase activity, acting on paired donors, with incorporation or reduction of molecular oxygen, reduced flavin or flavoprotein as one donor, and incorporation of one atom of oxygen
Source: RefSeq, a predicted model, not a curated record